Molecule: messenger RNA, 3971 nt
Organism: Labrus bergylta (ballan wrasse)
Lineage: Eukaryota; Metazoa; Chordata; Actinopteri; Labriformes; Labridae
Gene: fam20cb
Product: FAM20C golgi associated secretory pathway kinase b
Biological process (GO): protein phosphorylation; enamel mineralization
Cellular component (GO): Golgi apparatus
Molecular function (GO): protein serine/threonine kinase activity
Source: RefSeq, a predicted model, not a curated record
CACACAUGUUACAAGAGGUGCAUUCUCUUAUACUAAGAGGUGGCCUGGCCCCCGCGGGAGGAUUUUCUGAACCCCCUGUUACCUGUUUUGUUUUGUGUAUUCCUUCCUUUGGCUCGCCUCGGGUCUGGUGAUCACUCCGGACUGGAUGUGAGAUAAAUUAGCGCGCCGCGGAUCGCUGAGUUUAGACGGGAUCCAAACACUUUUUCUUGGACUUUCCCCCCUCACAACACUACAUGGGAAGAAGAGCUGCACUUCCCCGUACAUGAAGUCCCAGCUCAUCCACGGCUGCUCUCUUCCCCUACACAGGAUCGAGACAGAAACGCGACCCCAGAACCUUUUAGAUACGGGCGUGUAAAGGUAUCGUUUUCGGAGCGUGUGUCAAAAGCUGCUUUUGGGAACACUUGUCUUUAAUCAUUCUGUGCUUUUCUGCUGAGAUAUUUCUUGGAAGAGGAUGUGGCUUGCGCAUAUUCACCGCUGGUCUGAGCCCAUGCGACCUGCUCUACCUGCACGCUUGCGGAUGAUUUUGCGCUUCUGAAAUCUGGUGAACUCUGAUGUUGAAAAACAAAGGCUGAACACUGAAUCCUUUACUUAAGACGGCAAGUGGAGAUGGCUUCUACGUGUUCAAUGUAUAUUUCAUUAGAUUGGCGUCCAGUCUAGUUAACAUCAUCAGCGAUGUAGUCAGCCUGUUCAUCUGCGUGCUCAUCAUUUGCAGUAAAUACUCACAUCUGCUCAAAAGGGAAACCAUGAAGAUGAUUCUCCUGCGCAAAUUCCGCUUCCUGAUCCUCAUGGUGUUUCUCGUCGCCUGCUCCAUGCACAUCAUGAUAGACUUGUUACCAAAGCUGGAGAGGCACGGCAACAGCGGCUGCUCCUGCUCGCACACGCCGAGCGAGGAGCCUCAAAGCUGGGGGAAGCAGCAGCAGCAGCAGCCGGGCUGGCCUAACAAACAUACCCUGCGGAUCCUCCAGGACUUCAGCAACGAGCCCAGCUCUAAUGUUUCUUCACACAGCCUUGAGAGGAGCCCGGUCACAGGGGACAAAAAACAGCAGCAGCAGGCUUAUAGGAGGAUUGAGCAUCCCGGGCAGCAGCAGCGCGAUGACAGGAAGAGACAGUUCAUCCAGGAGGCGGCUAUGACCAAGAACGUGCCGGUUAAAGGUUCAAGGUUGUCUGCUCUCUAUGAUCACCCCUUGUAUAAAAGAUCAGUCCCUGCUCUGACAGACGAUGACACGCUAUUUAACGUCAACACGGACAUCAGGUUUGACCCCAAAGCUGCAGAGGAUCAAGCAUGGAACGCUGAAGGCACUGUAGAUGAGUUCAGCCCCACAGGUGAGCUGACCGCUGAUUCCUACCCGAACUGGCUCCGCUUCCACAUUGGGAUUAAUCGAUACGAGCUGUACUCCAGACACAACCCGGUCAUCGAAGCUCUCCUCAAGGACCUGGUCACCCAAAGGAUCACCAGUGUGGCAAUGAAGUCUGGAGGCACUCAGCUCAAACUCAUCAUGACCUUUCAGAACUACGGCCAGGCUCUCUUUAAACCCAUGAAGCAGACCCGGGAACAGGAGACCCCACCCGACUUCUUCUAUUUCUCUGACUUUGAACGACACAACGCUGAGAUCGCUGCCUUUCAUCUCGACAGGAUCCUGGACUUCCGUCGCGUUCCUCCCGUGGCAGGCCGACUCGUCAACAUGACCAAAGAGAUCCGAGAUGUCACACGGGACAAAAAGCUCUGGAGGACUUUUUUCAUUUCACCAGCCAACAACGUGUGUUUCUACGGAGAGUGCUCGUACUACUGCUCCACGGAGCACGCUCUGUGCGGGAAACCUGACCAGAUCGAAGGUUCCCUGGCCGCCUUCCUCCCAGACCUGGCCCUUGCCAAACGCAAGACCUGGAGGAACCCGUGGAGACGCUCCUACCACAAACGCAAGAAGGCAGAGUGGGAGGUAGACCCCGACUACUGCGAGGAAGUCAAACAGACACCGCCUUAUGACAGCGGCACACGACUACUGGACAUCAUGGACAUGACCAUCUUUGACUUCCUCAUGGGAAACAUGGAUCGGCAUCAUUAUGAGACUUUUGAAAAGUUUGGAAAUGAGACUUUUAUCAUCCAUCUGGACAAUGGCAGAGGCUUUGGAAAGCACUCCCAUGAUGAGAAGUCCAUUCUGGUGCCGCUGACUCAGUGCUGCAGGGUAAGGAAGUCGACCCACUUGCGUCUGCAGCUGCUGGCUAAGGAAGAAUACAAGCUGUCCACGCUCGUGGCAGAGUCCCUGGUGAGGGACCGCCUCAGUCCCAUCCUCAUCCAGCCACACCUGGAUGCUAUGGACCGUCGACUACGCCAGGUCCUGAAUGUGCUGUCUGACUGCAUCGAUAAAGAGGGCUACAGUUACGUUGUGGAGGACAACCUACAGGGACCCCACGGGACAGACCACACCCACAGCAGCCCACGACAUAGGUAGCUGUCUGGGGAAGCUGGCAGCUUGAUGAGACUCAAUUCUAGAGACCGGAGACUGGACUGAGCAGCUUCAGUCUUUCUCUUUAAACUGACAUAGCAUCCUGUUAGACAGACGAGCUGCAUCUGUAGUCAAUCUCUCUCAGAGGACUCUUAGAUUUUCUCGCUGAUCUUACAGGAACGGCGCCCGUCUGAGGGGAAUAUAGAAGCUGUGUGGGAGUGGACGCCUGCUGGAUUGGACUCUUUGGAUCUGGGGGCGGGUUACGAAUGAGACAACCCCCCCUCGCCCGCCCUACACGUCACCCAGACUCCUUAAAAUAUCCAGCCCCUGACUGUAGUGUAGGUUAGAAACACCCUUUGUCUCACACAGCACCACCAAACCAUGAAAGUCUUACAAGAGACGCCUUCUGUUUGACUCGUUCAGGACCCUCUCUUUUGAAUUCAGUGAAUUCUGAGGGACUUGUAAAGAACUUCGUCCCCCCUCCCCUCCCUCCUCUUCUUCUCCUCUUCGGCCUUCUUCACAAACUGAAUUAUGUGUUUCUACGUAUUGUUGGUAUUGCAAGUGUUUUGGAGGAAGAGGUGGAAGUCCCUGUUGUCUUAAUGAUCAAAACGAUGUUUUAUUGAUUUGAUGAAAAAAAAGAUUUAUUGCAAAGUGUCUUUUUUAUUGUUUUAUUUCCGCAGAGCUGACGAGUGUUGGUUUUAAAGAUGGAGAUAUUGACUGGAGUGCAGGUUUACUCCUGGAUUUUUCCUUUAAUUUUUUUUCGCCCAUAAAUGUUACUUGUACUUUAAAGAGUAUUUAUUGAAAUUCAUAUUUAUUUGUUUGAAUUGAAUUCUAAUCAGUAAAAUCAAAGUUUUCUGUUAAAAACACAAUUUACAACACUAGCAUGCACUUCCUCAUUUGUCCACAGGAGGGCAAACUGAGCAUGUGCAAAAGCAGCUGCCAGAACUCCCAGUAGGCAUCCAAAUCACUUUAAAUUUGUAGCUACAACAAGCACUUCACUGAGUCUCCACCUGUGUUUACAACAUUUCAUCUUGAUUUGAACUUGAACAAUGCAAACAGAUUUGAGGUCAGAUUUAAGGUACAAAAAGCCAAAUGUGACACGAAUAGUUUUAUAUUUUUGUUUCUUUGUAAUAUAUUUGAUGUCCAGAUGUUGCUGUUGUGGCAAGAUUAUUUUUCAGGAUGUAUAUUUCAUUGAAAACCAACAGCUGAAAGCUGAACUGUUGGCGUCUGGCUGAAAGUUAAUAUAUUCAGUAGGAAAAUCUAGUGCCUGUGCAAUGAUAGAAAUACUUGAAUGUCUGGUUUCAUAGCAGAAAGGGUUCAAAUCCUCCACGGUACGAGCUCUAGAUAAGAUACGGAGGUCUACAUAUAUGUGUAUGUGUGUGUGCUGACGCCAUCUGUUCCAUAAGUGUUUUAUUACACAGUCUGAGAUUCCAUUGUCCUGUCAGGUCAUUGCAGUGUGUGAGUGUGUGUGUGUGUGUGUGUGUGUGUGUGUGUGUGUGUGUGUGUGUGUGUGUGUGUGUGUGUGUG